GCAGUUGAGAUUUUGACUCGGUGAAGUUUAAAUCGUUAUUUAUAUUUAUUUUUAAUUUAUAUAUAUACAUAUAUAUAUUAUAUUCGAAAAAAAUAUUUGCCCGAAUUUCGGCGCAAACAUUGAGAAAGUUCAGUCGGUCAAUCGAAAACGUGAAUAUUAUUACCUACCUACUCGCCUCUUUUUUAGUUUUUGCUUAGUAUCUUUCAAUUAUUAAGGAUAUAUUUAUUUAAAAUUUAUUAAUAGUAAAAUAAAAUAAAAAUUUUCAAAAAUGGCUGAUGUCGAAAUUAUGCAAUCGGUUACGGAAGUUAAGAAAACCAAAAAAGUGAAAAAAACAUCGAAACGUCGCGAAUCUGAAGUUCAAAUAACCGAAGUUGAACAAACCAAUGAAGAAGAAAGGGGUGGUGAAUACACAAAGGCAAUGGAUAAGGAUUGGCAUUCGGGCCAUUUCUGUUGUUGGCAAUGUGAUGAAAGUUUGACCGGACAGCGUUACGUUAUUCGAGAUGAUCAUCCAUAUUGCAUUAAAUGCUACGAGAAUGUAUUUGCGAAUACAUGUGAGGAAUGUAACAAGAUCAUUGGAAUUGAUUCCAAGGAUCUUUCCUAUAAAGAUAAGCAUUGGCAUGAGGCAUGUUUCCUUUGUUUUAAGUGCCAUCUAUCCCUGGUGGAUAAGCAAUUCGGCGCAAAAGCCGAUAAAAUUUAUUGCGGCACCUGUUAUGAUGCCCAAUUUGCCUCACGUUGCGACGGCUGUGGUGAAGUCUUUCGUGCUGGUGAGUAA
Messenger RNA from Teleopsis dalmanni, 772 nucleotides. Its product is annotated as four and a half LIM domains protein 2-like. Bases 269 to 772 code for a protein of 167 amino acids. Gene Ontology annotation, cellular component: Z disc; nucleus. The record is from RefSeq and is a predicted model, not a curated record. The transcript is spliced from 3 exons. Gene Ontology annotation, molecular function: transcription coregulator activity. NCBI's taxonomy places the organism in Eukaryota, Metazoa, Arthropoda, Insecta, Diptera, Diopsidae.